Messenger RNA from Carcharodon carcharias (great white shark), 1634 nucleotides. Its product is annotated as kin of IRRE-like protein 1. The transcript is spliced from 10 exons. The record is from RefSeq and is a predicted model, not a curated record. Lineage: Eukaryota; Metazoa; Chordata; Chondrichthyes; Lamniformes; Lamnidae. Gene Ontology annotation, biological process: cell-cell adhesion. Gene Ontology annotation, cellular component: cell-cell junction. The coding region runs from base 13 to 1614 and encodes 533 amino acids. Gene Ontology annotation, molecular function: cell adhesion molecule binding.
UCCCAGACUCUGAUGAAUGAUGGAAAGCGAGCGACCACAGUCAGUGUCCUGACCUUCCGGCCCACGGACCGGGACAUCGGCCGUGAGUUCACCUGUAGAACCAGUAACGAGGCACUGCCAGCGGGAAAGGAGACCAGCGUCCGACUGAACGUUCACCACUUGCCGAGUGUUACGUUGUCAAUACACCCACAGAAAGUUCGUGAGGGUGAUCGUGUUGUAUUCACAUGUACAGUGAGUGCAAACCCAGGGAUCAAGAGCUACAGAUGGGCGAAGGGUGGUGUUCUCAUUGAUGGAGCUCGGGGCAGUGUGUACGAGACUGCAGUCGAUCACAGCUACUUCACCGAGGCCGUGUCCUGUCAGGUGGAAAAUGCUGUCGGCAGCACCAACGUCAGCUCCUUGGUUGAUGUUCAGUUCGGACCCCGCGUUGUCGAGGAACCUGAGAUGACCACAGCCGACACGGGGGACAGUGUCAUGCUGAAUUGUGUCUGGGCAGGAAACCCUCCGCUCACCCUGGCCUGGACCAGGAAAGGAUCGAACAUGGUUCUCAGUAACAGUAACCACCUCUACCUGAAGUCCGUGACCCAGGCUGACGCGGGACAGUAUGUCUGUAAGGCUAUCGUACCCCAGAUCGGCGUGGGCGAGCGAGAGGUCACCCUCAAUGUCAACGGUCCUCCAAUCAUCUCGAGUGAAGCCGUUCAGUACGCGGCCCACGGCAAUCGGGGGACAGUGGAGUGUUACAUCGCAAGUACUCCGCUGCCUGAUCGCAUUGCCUGGGCUUGGCGAGAGAAUGUACUGGAAUCUGGGACGUUUGAUCGUUACACGGUGGAGACGGUGGGCACAGCGAGCGGGGUGCGAUCCACACUCCACAUCAACAACGUGGCUGAAUCAGACUUUCAGACCCGCUACAACUGCACAGCCUGGAACAGCUUUGGCCCAGGAACAGCGCUGAUCCAACUCCGCAGACAGGGUCGUAAGGAUGUUACUCUUGGGAAGCCUGAUAUCAAAGUUGAGACAGUGAACAAGGAAUCUCAGCUGGUGGGGAAGGACCUGGACGAGGAGGAAUCGAACAUGUCGACUGCCACACGCGUGUUCAAAGCCAUGUACUCGGCUUUUCAGGAAGAGAUGGAUUUGAAGGCUGAUCUGCGAUCGGACACCCUCGACACUCGGGAGGACUGCGAGCUCAAGGACCCGACGAACGGCUAUUACAACGUGAGGGCUCAGGACGACCGGCUGCCUUCGCGGGCGACGCUGCUCUACACGGACUACGGGACCGCCCCGGGGAGCCGCUACGAGGCCCGGCCCCCCUCCCGCCUCUCCCACGCCAGCGGCUACGGCACGGCUGGAGGGGCGCCCCUCCCGGCCUCCUGCUACGGCCGCCUGCAAGACUACGCCGGCGAGGCGCCGGGGGAGGGGGCCAGCCAGCUCUCGUUCGACGCCUACGGCUACCCAGGGUACCCGCCCGGCGGGCUGUCCGGCUACGGGCGGCCGGCCAACCUCGAGCGCCUCUUCGACACCGCGCCCAAGUUCUCCGGCGCCUCCCGCUACUCCUACUCCUCCUCCCAGCAGUCGGAGCAUGGCCGACCCUACCAGCAGCGCAUGCAGACGCACGUGUGACCCCCCCCCUUCCCCUCACC